UGCCUUGCGAGCAGUGUGAUACAAUUUAUUUAUUUUGUAAAAAACAAUAAAAUAAAUUAAACAGUUAGUUUCACCACGUUUAACAUACAAUGGGUUCAGUAUAAUACGAUUGUCCAAUAUGGAAGAAGAACUUCGGUGUUUUGUUUGUAAGGAAUUCUACAAGGAACCAGUGCUGCUGCCCUGUGGUCAUGCUUUAUGUCGUAUUUGUGCGGUGAGCCUCCAGUGCCAUGUCCAUGAGGCGGAUAAUUCGGCAGCGUCAACAGAUUACCAUGAGGCAGACAAGGCCUCUGUGUCCAGUGAAACUGACAGCGGUGUGGUAUGUGGAUCAAGGCCUAACAGUUACGCGGGAACCCCGGCCGCGCCUGUGUAUCCGUCCGCUGCGUUUAGCUUGACUUGUCCCCUGUGCAGCAAGUUGGUUUAUUUAGAUGACAAUGGGGCUGAGGGGCUCCCGCCGUUUCGCGUUAUGCGGACGAUUGUGGAGCGGUUUGGGGGUGUUACUGGUGCGCCACCAGCUGAAGAAGCGUGUCAGAUGUGUGAAGGUGAAAAGAGAGCAGCUGUGGUACGAUGCGAGCAGUGCUCUGUUCGCUACUGCGCCGGCUGCCGAGACGCCUGGCAUCCCACGCGUGGGCCACUCGCUCAACACGAACUAAGAGCACUUGGAACCACCUGUAGUGACCAUGGAUCUUCCCCAGUAUUGUAUUGUAACACUUGCCUAGUCCCUAUUUGUCAACGUUGCCUUGCUGAGAGACACUCAACUCAUGAAACACAACAAUUAUCUAGUGCUGCUAGAGCCAAUAAGACUGAAUUAUCACAAUCACUGCAGCAACUGUCAGAGCAAGCCAAAGCUAUGACUGAAUACAUCCAGCUAGUCAAAGGUUCAGGAGAAAAAAUUAAUGAAUCAUGUGAAGAAUUAGAAAGGCAAAUAGAUAGUGCUUGUGCAGAAGUGACUCGUGCCAUAGAGCUACGUCGCGAUGAGCUGAUUAGAGCUGCACGGAACACCCGUUCCCAAGCUGUGGCUAACAUGCGCUCGUUGACUUCUCAGGCAGCUCAGAAACUUAGAGAAGCUACUGCCCUUUUACACUUCUCAAUAGAGGCUCUCAAGGAAGCUGAUCAUGCAGCAUUCUUACAGGUAGGGAACAUACUGUCGACGCGAGCGCAAGAGACCGCGUCAGGGCUCUGCUCGAGUCUCAGCCCGCCGCCGGAUCCACCGGCGCUGACGCUCGACAUAGAGCCCGUACUGCACACGUUGCAAACUAUGAUAAACUUUAUGUCGAAGCCAGAAGAGCUACUAACACUGUCCAUUGAGGUGUACUGCGGACGUGAAACGGUGUGCACGAUAGAUGGGCUACACUACGCGUCCCUCUACAGUGCGCGCGUGAAAGCCUUCAACGGUGCCGGCGAGGGACCCUAUAGCGAAUUGAUUGGCCUGCAGACUUCGCCUGUCGCCUGGUUCACCUGGGACGCCCGAUGCGGGGGUGCGGAGGGCGGGGGCGGGGUCACGCUCAGCGCAGACGGCCUCAGUGCCAAAGCGGCCGGCUGGGAGCCUCGCGUGGCCUUAGCGGACCAGCCGCUAGCCCGCGGCCUGCACUACUGGAGGUUGAGAUUGGACCACUACGACGGAGACGCGGACCCGGCCUUUGGGAUCGCGAGGGCUGACGUUGCUAAGGAUAAAAUGCUUGACGGCCUCAGCGCCAAAGCGGCCGGCUUGGAGCCUCGCGUGGCCUUAGCAGACCAGCCGCUAGCCCGCGGCCUGCACUACUGGAGGCUGAGAUUGGACCACUACGACGGAGACGCGGACCCGGCCUUUGGGAUCGCGAGGGCUGACGUUGCUAAGGAUAAAAUGCUUGACGGCCUCUGCGCCAAAGCGGCUGGCUGGGAGCCUCGCGUGGCCGUAGCGGACCAGCCGCUAGCCCGCGGCCUGCACUACUGGAGGUUGAGAGUGGACCACUACGACGGAGACGCGGACCCGGCCUUUGGGAUCGCGAGGGCUGACGUUGCUAAGGAUAAAAUGCUUGGCAGCGACGCGCUCGGCUGGGCGAUGUACAUCGACGGCACGCGCUCGUGGUUCGUGCACGGCGGCGCGCACGGCGGGCGCGCGGCNUAUUGUCCUUCGGCGCUGCUUAGGGGGCUGGUGUAUAGAUGGCGGUGGAAGCGUGUGUGGCGCGUGCCCGCCGCGCCGGCCGCCGUGCGAGGCUACGUGCUGGAGCUGGACGACGGGCUGGGCGGGCCCUUCCGGGAGGUAUACUGCGGACGCGAAACGGUGUGCACGAUAGAUGGGCUACACUACGCGUCCCUCUACAGUGCGCGCGUGAAAGCAUUCAACGGUGCCGGCGAGGGACCCUAUAGCGAAUUGAUUGGCCUGCAGACCUCGCCUGUCGCCUGGUUUACCUGGGAUGCCCGAUGCGGGGGUGCGGAGGGCGGGGGCGGGGUCACGCUCAGCGCAGACGGCCUCAGUGCCAAAGCGGCUGGCUGGGAGCCUCGCGUGGCCUUAGCAGACCAGCCGCUAGCCCGCGGCCUGCACUACUGGAGGCUGAGAUUGGACCACUACGACGGAGACGCGGACCCGUCCUUUGGGAUCGCGAGGGCUGACGUUGCUAAGGAUAAAAUGCUUGGCGUCACUUUAAGCCCAUACGGCCUCAGCGCCAAAGCGGCCGGCUGGGAGCCUCGCGUGGCCUUAGCGGACCAGCCGCUAGCCCGCGGCCUGCACUACUGGAGAUUGAGAGUGGACCACUACGACGGAGACGCGGACCCGGCCUUUGGGAUCGCGAGGGCUGACGUUGCUAAGGAUAAAAUGCUUGUUGUUUUAAUAAGGGGCGGGAUCACUUUAAGCCCAUACGGCCUCAGUGCCAAAGCGGCUGGCUGGGAGCCUCGCGUGGCCUUAGCGGACCAGCCGCUAGCCCGCGGCCUGCACUACUGGAGGCUGAGAUUGGACCACUACGACGGAGACGCGGACCCGGCCUUUGGGAUCGCGAGGGCUGACGUUGCUAAGGAUAAAAUGCUUGGCAGCGACGCGCUCGGCUGGGCGAUGUACAUCGACGGCACGCGCUCGUGGUUCGUGCACGGCGGCGCGCACGGCGGGCGCGCGGCGGGCGGCAUCGCGCGCGCCUCCACCGUCGGCGUGCUGCUGGACCUCACGCGCGGCACGCUGCGCUUCACCGUCGACGACCGGCCCCAGGGUGACAUAGCGUUCACGGGUCUCCGCGGGGCGUUCUACCCGGCUGUCUCUCUCAACCGGGGCGUGGCGGUAACUCUGCAGCCCGGUCUGACCCCGCCUCCCGCGCUAUUAGCGCUCCCGCGGGCCGAGUGACCAACACAGUCCUGCCCGGGGCCCGGCGAGACCAGGCACCGGGGCAGGUCCACCGAGAGAGAAGUCAGCCGAGAGGAUGGGGCUAAGCCGCUGCGAGACCGGGGCAGAUCGGCUGAGUGAGAAGUAAAAGUAAUUUAAGAUACACCUGUAUAGAUAUCUAGACUAAGAGCUAGUGACCGCCAGACCUACGUUAUAAAAGCUGAAAGUUUGCCAGCGUGAGUUUCCAC
Molecule: messenger RNA, 3534 nt
Organism: Ostrinia furnacalis (Asian corn borer)
Lineage: Eukaryota; Metazoa; Arthropoda; Insecta; Lepidoptera; Crambidae
Gene: Trim9
Product: E3 ubiquitin-protein ligase Trim9
Exons: 17
Coding region: 119-3307 (1062 amino acids)
Biological process (GO): axon guidance
Cellular component (GO): neuron projection
Molecular function (GO): protein binding; zinc ion binding
Source: RefSeq, a predicted model, not a curated record